Molecule: messenger RNA, 1644 nt
Organism: Cimex lectularius (bed bug)
Lineage: Eukaryota; Metazoa; Arthropoda; Insecta; Hemiptera; Cimicidae
Product: trypsin-2-like
Exons: 7
Coding region: 105-1505 (466 amino acids)
Biological process (GO): proteolysis
Molecular function (GO): serine-type endopeptidase activity
Source: RefSeq, a predicted model, not a curated record
AACGAGGGCAUCAAACUGACAAUUUGUAAUUGUUUAUAUGUAUUAAGUUGGAUUUGUGAGAGUCGGCCCAAUUUUAAAUUCACAAAUUAUAUAUUAUCUGUUUAAUGAAGAUCAUGACGUCAAUUAAUCGCGAUCCCCUCAAACAGAUUCAUCGUCUUUGUCUUUUUAGUGGAAUAGCUAUUUUCCCUUCUUCACUCCCAUGUUCCUGUUCCCCACCAAGCACCUCGAUGAAGAAGGACUCCGACAAACCCGCUACCCACUGCCCUGAGCCCAGUCUCUUAUGUGUUGUCGUAAGCGCCAGGACCGACGUCAUGCUUCUGGUUGAAGCUGUCGCUUUCACCGUCUUCUUUACGGCAGCUCAUUCCCAGCGUUUAGAAGGGGAGUUGUGUGAGGACAAUGGGCAAUCUUCAUUCUGUAAAAAACUUAUUGAAUGUCCAACAGCCCAAUCUGCCAUUAGGCAUGGUAAAAGACCUGAAAUAUGUGGUUUUGAUGGUAUUCUGCCUAUAGUGUGUUGUCCACCUUCUGCAGAAAUGGACACGACCACACUCAGAGAACAAUGGGGUAUAACAUCCACAGAAUCUUGGAAUUCUUUCCAACCUCCAACAACCAGAAGAAAUUCUAAUCGGCGAACUUCUAAAUCUAAACAAAUGUGUCAGAAGUAUGCGGAAUAUGUGUAUAGAAUUGUAGAAAGUCCUUCUUUACUUGAUUCUGGUGUUGAAAAAGUAAACGAGUGUGCACUCAUUGAAGAAACAUUGAUUGUUGGUGGGACUUUUGCUUCGUUAAAUGAAUUUCCACAUAUGGUGCAUAUUGGUUAUGGAGAAGAGCCAAGAAUAUCUUACCUAUGUGGAGGUAGUUUGAUCAGCGAACGCUUUGUACUCUCUGCAGCACACUGCACAAAACCAAGGGGUCUGGCAAAAUGGGCACGAUUUGGUAAUUUAAACCUACAAAACAGCAGAACUUUUAAACAGAUUAUCCUGAGAAUUAUUCGUCAUUAUAAUCACCCAGAAUAUGAUUCUGUUCGACUCUACAAUGACAUUGCCCUUUUCAAACUGGAAAAAGAUGUACCUCUCAGUCCAGAAAUCAGGCCUGUAUGCCUGCAAACAGAUUUUUCAUUUUCAAGUACUUCAGCUAUUGCCACAGGAUGGGGGCAUGUCAGUUGGGGUAUGGAAAAAGGUGGUUUUUCAAGUGAUCGCUUAAAAAAGGUAACCUUGAAUAUAGUUGACUCUGCUACGUGCAACAACUCUUUUAGGAGCAGCAUUGGCGGCAGUCAAUUACCAUAUGGGAUUUUAGAUAAAACAAUGAUUUGCGCUGGUGAUGAAAGAGGGAAAGAUGCAUGUCAGGGUGAUUCUGGUGGCCCACUGCAGAUUACUCUCAAAAAGCCGUAUUGUAUGUACUCCAUAAUUGGUAUAACCUCAUUCGGUAAAAAUUGUGGACAAAGUAUCCCGGGUGUGUAUACAAGGGUUAGCCACUUUAUUCCUUGGAUUGAAAGUAUAGUCUGGCCUUAAGCUUCAUAGUUUUAACUAUCUGUUCUUCUUUACUAUUAUUGUAUUAAGCUAGUCACUGUGAUUACUGAUUGAAGCAAUUGACUGUCACUAGUUUUAUAACUUAAAAUGGAAAUUGUGCCAUAUAUAUAUAUNAUAUAUA